AUGUUGAGGCUAACGAAUACUGACGUAACAUGGGGAGUACAGUCACUGAACUUCGAUCUUGUCAAAACUGGCAGUCUGAACUGGCGAAUCUACACUGCUACAACUUCAAACCUCACCAUCUCCGCAUGCAACACAGAUUCGGGCACAGCUUCUGGAUCGCUCUAUUUCGAUAAGACCAAUCCUUACAUCGGAAUUGGUACUUUUAGUCCGUCUAAGACCCUACACGUAAAUGGAACGAUAUUAGGAACCGCAGGAACAUUUGGAUCAAACGCUUCUACUAGAGACUCUCAACUAAAUGUCUUGGAUGGAACAUCAGGAACAACUCAAGUGUCAAUGCGAUUUGGUAAUGCUCUACCCGUAAAUAAUUGUAUGACCAUGACUUGGAAUCCUACUGGAGCUGGAUCUGCUAAUAACUAUGUUACAUUUAACCCUUAUGAUAUUUCAAAUACUUUGACGAUUGGGUGUGAUGGUAGAGUUGCAGUUGGCAGUCUCCAGCUACUGCAGGACUCUACUGUGCCUCUACAGUAUCUCACACUAUUGAUGCGGGAGGAUCUGGAGUAG
Plasmopara halstedii is the source of this 561-nucleotide messenger RNA. RefSeq lists its product as uncharacterized. NCBI's taxonomy places the organism in Eukaryota, Oomycota, Peronosporomycetes, Peronosporales, Peronosporaceae. The coding region runs from base 1 to 561 and encodes 186 amino acids. The record is from RefSeq and is a predicted model, not a curated record. The transcript has a single exon.